AUGGAAUCCGUUUCAAGGAAUCGGUUCCAGCCCUAUGCGCGUCGCGCACGGCAGCAAGCCAGACAGCCAGACAGGACCAAUGAGAUCAUUCAGCAACUGCCCAAACCUCUUGCUGGUUUCGUGAAACGGUCUCUGCAGUGGUUCGGCUUCAUUCAACCAGAGGAGGACUCGGAUUCUGAACUGGACAGAGAACUGCAUACGACGAAUGGCGACUUUGAGUUCUUGCCAGGCGCAGACAAGGAGCACGAAGGACAGGCAAAGGAGACUGGAAAGGACGACAAGGCGAGCAAGCAUCAGGACGAAGAGUACUCAAAGUUGUACCCUGACCUCCGUGACUACCUCGACUCUCUCAACGCGAAGCAGGCUUCUCAGUUGGACUCUGAGGAAUUGGCAGCCGCGAUGACUCCUGAGAAGGUUGCCGAAAGACUCAGGUUGCGCAAGGAGCUCAUGGAUAGCACCAAGGGCCUACCUAUCCCUAUCCAAAAGAACGAGGUGACAAUUAAAAAGUCAACACAGGAGGAGGCCACAUCGAAGGACGAUAGUCCUGAAGCUAGCGAGCCCUCUGUCAAGAGUGCUGGAGAAACCCUGGAUGACAUGUACAAAGCUGGUGCAGCGCUCUCACCUGCAGAGAUUAACUUAGUCAUGCGCAUGAGGAGGCUACAGAAGCAGGCACCUGCUGCUACGAGUCCAUCAGAUAUGAGGUUGCUCGAGGAUUAUCUCCCCAACGUGAACAACCCUAUCGUUCGCUCAUCUCAGGAGUCCAGAAGCACAUAUAGCCAGGAUCGCCGGUCGCUUGACAAAUUUCCCACUCGUUCACAGGAGCAUAAUGGUCAUGGCCGGAGUCAACUCCGCCAUGAGCCUUCGGACGUUGUCAUGUCGUCUCAGAGUGCUGCCGAAGAAAGAUACGAUAACCACACACACUCUCAUUCGCAGUCCAACAGCCGUCACUGUGCUUGUGGACGAGAAGUUGACAACGAGCCUAGUGCGUACCCUGGCAAGAGGACCCGUGCCGACCGAUCGCCCACGCCUGUAUCAGACGAUGAAAUGAGUUCUCAACGUGGCUAUCCGCAGGAGCAGGAGAAGCCUAAAAAGAAGAGGAACAUUCGCAAAAUUCCUGGCCGAUUCACAGCUCUGGAUUCUUCGGACGAAGAGGAGGACCAGCGACAACACGAUCUCAGGGUGGCUGAGCGUAGGGCUGCCCAGAAGAACCAUGCCACUGCCUAUAACUCCUCUCAUAGCACCCAAGGAGUGCCUCUUUAUCACACACCUCCUCAGAUCUACCCUACCCUGCAGUAUGGCGUCCGUACAAAGCUUUAUAACCCGAAGAUCGACGAGGUGUUGAAAUGGACUGCUUCGCCUCCCUCCGACCCUGUGUCAUUGGACACCUGGAGGUGCCCCAAGUGUGAGCAGCGCACUAGAAAGACUUCGUCAACCUGCCAGUUCUGCAAGGCUGAGCGACCAGAACCAUCGAUUCCCAACACCACCCCUAUCUCGACACUGAAGGCUAUGAUGAAAUCGGACGAUUUCAAGGACCUCAAGGAGUCGUUCACGUCCAACCCCAUCGUCUCGGCAGCUAUCUCAGCCGCCCCUGCAGCUUUCGGCGCUCUGGCCACUGCUGGCGUCUCGGUCGGUGCUCUCAAGGCGAUUUCAAACUUGGUGUCAGAGUCGAAGGAUUUGGAGACACCAAAGAAGGCAGACGCUUCAAAGGCUCCUGCUCUGUUCCCUAUGACUACACUCGCGCCUCCUGCCGCUGCACCAUCGAUCACCACCUCAAAGGAUGCAGACAAGGAGCCAGAAAAAGAAAAGGAGAAGCCCAAGUCUAUGGGCACCUGGGCGUCAAUUGGCUUCAAGGGUCCGGAUAACUCAGGAAAGUGGAAGUGCGAUGUCUGUGACAGCUACAGCCUGAACGCGCUCGACAAGUGUGGAGCCUGUGAAACUCCUAAGCCCGGUGCAGAGCCAAAGGCUGCCGCUGCCGUUCCGAACAUGUUUGCAGUCGCUGCUGCAAACGCUGCUGCUCCGUCGUCCUCUGGGUCGAAGCCGGCUGCACCCGCACUGUUCAGCUUUGGAGCACCGUCAUCGUCCGUUACUCCUGCUGUCUCCGCUGCUCCCGCCAUGUUCUCGUUUGGACAACCCUCGUCUACACCUGCCUCAAGUGCAAGUGCCGCUCCAGCAAUGGACCUGUUCGCACCCCCUGCUGCCAAGCCUACCUCGACUGAUGCUGCCUCCUCUGCUACGAACCCUGCUGGUGCUCCUGGAGGAUUCGUUUUCAAGGCAUCUGCUGCUACACCUGCAGCUACAGAGAUGAAACCACCAGGAAGCUUGUUUGGAUUGACCUCAGCAGCAAGCGCUGGUGGCAACGCGUCCAAGGCCCCAGGUCUGUUCUCCAUGACAACCCCCACACCUGCCACCUCUGACUCGGCCAAGCCGGCUUCGGCCCUUAUCAGCAACCCCUUCGCGUCCACAACUGCAUCCAUCGCAAGCCCCUUUGCCAUUCCCGCCACCUCUGCUAUUGCUGCUUCGGCCCCUGCACCUACGCCAUCCUCGCUCUUUGGAUCGACUGCACCUGCUCCCGCAUCGGCCCAAGCGGCAUCCAAGCCAACCGCAGCACCGAUUUUCUCGUUCGGGGCUUCAUCAACAUCAACUGCACCCACAACCCCUACCACCCCACUGUUUUCCACUUCCGCCAGCACGGCUUCUCCUUUGUUUGGUGCGAAGCCAACGGUCACUUCUGGAGCGGGCCUCUUUGGCGCUGGAUCAGCUAGUACAGCCACGACGACAGCAGCAAUUUCAGCGCCACUGUUUGGUGCCUCUUCUACAACCACAGCAGCCCCCGCAUUCGGAGUGACGGCAACAUCGACACCCGCUCCAGCAUUUGGAGCUUCAACUACUCCUGCUCCUUCCUUUUUCGGAGGUGCAUCGUCUGCAGCUCCCACGUCAACCUCGUUAAUGUUUGGAGGAGCCUCAUCAACGACUUCGCCCGCGAAGCCAGCGACCUCUUCAAUGUUCGGAGGCACCACCACCCCUGCGCCAUUGGGCUCUACUCUGUUCGGUAACCCUGCUGCUAGCGCAACGACUACCAGUGCCCCCGCUACCGGAUCCUCAAUGUUUUCGUUCUCUAACCCGUCGACUACAUUUGGUGCAAAGCCUACUACCAUGCCUGCGUCGACUGCUCCCACGUUCUCUUUUGGAGCAAGCACCCCGGCAACAUCAGCCGCAGCAGCAGCUCCUGCUAGCACUGGAUUUGGUGGGUUUGGAGCUUCGAGCACACCUGGUUUCUCAAUGACAAGCCCUGCAGCGAGCGCUGCAUCGGCCGCCCCUAGUCCUUUUGCAUUUGGAUCUGCCACUACUGUACCAACAGCCGCACCCUCGUUUGGAUUUGGCUCCAGCACACCUGCUGCGACUGUUGCACCGGCAGCCGCUGGUUUCGCUGGCUUUGGAUCGGGAUCGAGUGCUAACCCCUCGGCCGGAGCUUCUUCGUCGAGCUCUCCCUUUGCUUUUGGAGGCAACUCUGGCACAGGUGGAUUCUCAGGAUUUGGACAGACUACAGGAGCAUCCCCUAACACUUCGAAUGCAUCGAUGUCAAUGGGAGCGACACCAACGAAUCCUAGCAGCGGUGGCUUUGGUGGUUCCGCGCCUGGUGGAAAUGGCUUUGGCAUGUUUGGGGCCGCUGCCCCAGGAUUUGGAGCGUCAAGCACGACUCCUACGAUUGGAUUUGGUUCGCAGAGCGCCAACCAGUCUUCCCAGGCCAGCCCCUUUGGACAACAGGGUGGUGGAGGCUUUGGCGGUCAGAGCACUUUCAACUCGCCUAUGGGAGGAGCGGGAGGAUUCGGUGCGUCAUCUGGAAUGACUGGAUUCGGGGCCUCCGCAGCUCCUGCCGGAGGAGCAGGAGCAGGAGGAUUUGGAACAGGCAGUAUCACAAUUGCAGGAGGCGCUGGUAGCUUUGGCAGCCAGGCAAGUGGCGGCGGUGUUGGCGGAUUUGGAGCGACCACUAGUAACAAUGGCGCUUUCGGGUUCCAGGGCAUGCCUACAGCACCUGGUGGAUCGCAGUACACCCAACCCGCCCAACCUGCUGCUGGUGGAUUUGCGUUCAACAUGGGCGUGAACACUCCAACGCCAGGUUCCGAAAGGAAGAUCGCCAAAAUGCGCAAGAAGCGCACCUAA
Molecule: messenger RNA, 4161 nt
Organism: Linnemannia hyalina
Lineage: Eukaryota; Fungi; Mortierellomycota; Mortierellomycetes; Mortierellales; Mortierellaceae
Source: the annotation of a GenBank genome assembly